This is a messenger RNA of Tetrahymena thermophila SB210, 1494 nucleotides long. RefSeq lists its product as hypothetical. NCBI's taxonomy places the organism in Eukaryota, Ciliophora, Oligohymenophorea, Hymenostomatida, Tetrahymenidae. The record is from RefSeq and is a predicted model, not a curated record. The transcript has a single exon.
AUGGAUAGUUUAGAAGAAAGCUAAUUUCUUGAAAUUUAUUCACAAUCUACAACUUAUUCCAGUCUCCCAUCUGAUAAAAGUAAAGCAGGGUAUGUGACAGAACUUUCUUUAUUUAAAGAAGAUCUUCAAAUGAGUACUACGUCAUUAUUUAAAGGUGAUUAAUAAGAAUACAUCAUUAUUUGGGGUGACCCUUAUGUCAAUGAAGACAACGAACACGCAAAAUAGGGCUUGAUAAGCAUGUACCCUUUCUUAAAAAAUAGAAUCUACAAAUUCGAAAAAAGCAAGGACUUCAGAUAAAAAUCAAUAGAAUUUGCUAGAAUGAAUAUUUUGUUUUUAAUGAGUGGAACAUUUGCGAAUGAGUAACUUGAUGGCCAAUCUAAUAUUCAGUGGGUCAAUAACAAUAUUAGAGAUUAAAAAUUACAUUCUAAAUCAAUUAUCCUCUUUACAAGUAUGAAUACAGUGAGGAAGAAUAACUGGACUAUCGAGAAUCUAUAGUAAAAAUAUAAAUAUGUUACUUAAUUGACAGUUGACUACUCAUUUUUAUUCACUAGCUUUGAUAAAAUGAUUUUCAAUAGGAUACACAGAUCGUUUAUUUAGAAUAGCCACUUGGAUUACUAUUUUAGAUCAAAAACUAAAGAUAUUUUGAAUAUUUUUUAGACCCCUAAAAGCCAUAGUUUUAAGGAACUUCAAUCAAGCAUUAAGGAUUUAAAGAAUCAAUUUUAAUAACUAUGUUAAUAUGUGAAGGAAAACGAAAUUCAAGCUCCACUUACCCUUUACCUCUCAUAAGUUGAUUUGGAAUAAACUGUUUAAUAUAUUGAAUAAUGUUUCACAUUGAAUGGUGCCUCAAAAAAUGAUGAUAAAAUAAUAGAGAAUUUUAUCAAACUUUAUACACAAGAAACACCUGUUUACAAGAUUUUGAAUUUCUCUUUAAAUACUAUGAAUAUGUAAGUCUACAAUUACUUAAAAGACGUUUUUAAAAUAUUAUCAAAGUGUAUCUAUUCAUAUAAUGAUAAUCAGAAUAUAUCAGAAAUCAAACUUGUGAGAGGAGCAGCUAUUUAAAAGUAUUAAUAUGACACUAUGUACUAGGAAUAUUCAUAUAAUCAAAAAAAAAAUGUUCCUACAUUUAUUUCAUUUCCUUAAUUCUUAUCUACGUCUAAUUGUGAAAAGGUAGCCAAAAGAACUAUGGGUCUAAGAAUUAUCGAAGUAAAGGUAGAAUAAUCAGGAAGAGAAUAAGUACUUAAUUAAUAUUCAAUUCUUAAUAAAGAAUAUCUAAAAAGCGAAGAAUUCAGAAAGGCUUACAAAGUGCUUAUUUACAUAGAUGCGAAAUUUGACUCGAAUAAUUAAUUCAAGCCUAAGUCUAUAAAGAAUAUUUCAAAUUACUUUGAGGAAAAUGAAUUUCUUUUCUAACCAUUUUAAUCUUUUAGAAUUGAUUCCAUGCAAGAAGGGUUCUAGGAAGGCACUGAAUUAGAAAUGAGACUUACUUACUUACUUUGA